Notothenia coriiceps (black rockcod) is the source of this 3815-nucleotide messenger RNA. RefSeq names its product cytochrome P450, family 27, subfamily B, polypeptide 1 (gene cyp27b1). Gene Ontology annotation, cellular component: mitochondrial inner membrane. Gene Ontology annotation, molecular function: oxidoreductase activity, acting on paired donors, with incorporation or reduction of molecular oxygen; iron ion binding; heme binding. The record is from RefSeq and is a predicted model, not a curated record. Gene Ontology annotation, biological process: cholesterol metabolic process; cellular response to peptide hormone stimulus; glucocorticoid biosynthetic process. The coding region runs from base 1271 to 2791 and encodes 506 amino acids. The transcript has 9 exons. Lineage: Eukaryota; Metazoa; Chordata; Actinopteri; Perciformes; Nototheniidae.
CUGACAUUAUCUGUCCUUUAGUGAAACUACAGGAUACUUCUGCAUGGAUAAUAUGUCCACUGUGGUUCUGCACAGGAACAAACACUAUAUGUAAUUUAGUUAGCUGAUGGGCUCAGUUUUAGGAACCAACCCAUAUGUGUUUCUCUCUCAAGCUGCAGUAAUUUAAAUAUGCACCAUUGGUUUUCGUAUAAUAUUUGGCAGCUGCAUUGUUAGAAGUAUUUUUUACUGUACAAUGUUGGGUUCACUUCAUACCAUAGACUGUUCAUACCUUAUGAUUUAACAUAUUUAUGGCCUGGCGUUGGUGUGAUAGGUAGCUAAGAUUAUGAUAAUUAGGAUCCACUUGGUAACAAGAUGAUGCAUUUCAACACGCAUAUCCUGCAAACGCUGAACAAGUUUAAUCGAACCAUAACGGAAAAGUCGGUCAAGGGUACUUUUAGUCUAACUCUCUCAUCAAGCUGGGAUUGGCAAUCAAACGUCAAUGUUUCUGUGAAACUGGAUGAUCUAAUAUUCCAGUUAGAGCAUACAACAUACAGGAGCAAAUGUCAAAGCAGAUUCUGAGUACAGUCCCUGGGAUGUUACUUCACAGUUCAUGGUGCCUUGGACAGAUUCCAGGUCAAAUUUAAAUCAGGUCAAGAAUUGAUCCCUCGCAAAGUCAGCUAAAACAUGUGUUAUAGCUGGCUAAAAAAAAGCCAUGCCAAGUCUUAAAAAGACACAGACUGUCCCUGAUUACGCCUUUUUCUUCAAGAUAAGAUUGAACUAAUGUCUUUGUCAACAGGCCAUUUCGUAUUUAGCUAAUAUUAAACCUCAAAAUUGUAAUCCAACCCCCUUUUUUGAUUGAUUUAUCUGAUUCUGCUUGAGGUUUUGUCCUGCCUAAAUCAAUGGGAUCUAUAAUAACAUUGGCCUUUAGGGUCGAGCGGUCUAUUAAGCACACAAGACCUAAUUUCCACAUGUUCACUCGAAACAUGUCUGCUGGACUAUCAGAGAGCAAAGUGCUGCAGUGGGGAGAUAAGCCUCAAGAGUAUCAGAGAAGUCAUGUAUUAUUUAUCCAGGACCUCCACGUGUGCUGUCUCUGGGAUGGUCUGAGCUCGAGCCCUCUGAUUGGACACACCUCCCCUCAGCUCACGUCUUCACAGUCUCAUCCAGGCGGGGGCGGGGCUUGCGCUGAAUUUACACCGGUGAUUGGCCAAGAUUUCCGCGGGUUCGAGGAGCAGUUAGCGCCUUAUAAAUACUGCCGCAAUGAGCUCCGAGAGCUGCGUCCAGCCACCGAUUCAUGAUCAGAGUGAGAAGGAUGCUGCAACAAGCUUUGAGAGUAUCCGGCCGCAGUGCCAUCCCCCUGAUCAAGUGGAUGGAGAGGUGGGCUGAGGGCGCAUCCGCCAAGCAGCAGGCAGCCAAGACCCUGCAGGACAUGCCCGGACCCUCCGUGGCCAGUUUCGCCUGGGACUUGUUCGCCAAACGGGGGCUGUCCCGGCUGCACCAGCUGCAGCUGGAGGGCUUGCAGCGAUAUGGGCCCAUGUGGAAGGCGAGCUUUGGCCCCAUUCUGACCGUUCAUGUUGCUGAUCCAGCGCUCAUUGAGCAGGUUCUGAGGCAGGAGGGCCAGCACCCCAUGCGCUCUGACCUCUCCUCCUGGAAGGACUACAGAAAGCUCAGGGGACAUCACUACGGACUCCUGACUUCUGAGGGGGAGGAGUGGCAGUCGGUGAGAAGUCUCCUUGGUAAGCACAUGCUGCGACCCAAAGCCGUGGAAGCCUACGAUGAAACCCUGAACGGCGUGGUCAGCGACCUUAUUGCCAAACUUCGCCUGAGCAGAACGUCUGAGGGCCUUGUCGCUGACAUCUCAAGCGAGUUCUAUCGAUUCGGCCUCGAGGGCAUUUCCUCGGUUUUGUUUGAAUCAAGAAUUGGUUGCCUGGAUGCGGUUAUCCCUGAAGAGACGGAGCAUUUCAUCCAAUCGAUCAACACCAUGUUCGUAACAACGCUUCUCACCAUGUUCAUGCCAAAGUGGCUGCACCGGCUGUUUCCUAAACCCUGGAACUCCUUCUGUCAGAGCUGGGACUACAUGUUCAACUUUGCUAAAGGCCACAUUGACCAACGUAUGACGGCUGAAGCAGAAAAGGUUGCCCGUGGAGAGGAGGUGGAGGGCCGCUAUCUGACCUACUUCCUGUCGCGGGCCGGGAUGCCAAUGAAGACUGUCUACAGCAACGUCACAGAGCUGCUUCUUGCAGGAGUCGACACAAUCUCCAGCACCAUGUCCUGGUCGCUGUACGAGCUGUCCCGUCACCCUGAGGUGCAGGCAAUGCUGCGGGACGAGGUGUUGAGCGUGCUGCAGGGACGAAGCAUACCGGAGGCAGCGGACGUGGCCCGCAUGCCUCUCCUGAAGGCCACCGUCAAAGAAGUGCUUAGGUUGUACCCGGUAAUUCCUGCCAAUGCAAGAGUCACUACAGAGAGAGACAUCGAGGUUGGAGGCUACCUCAUCCCUAAAAAUACUCUGAUUACCCUUUGCCACUUCGCGACAUCACGAGAUCCAGCCGUGUUUCCGAAUCCAGAUGAAUUUCAGCCCCAUCGCUGGUUGAAGAAGGACCAGACGUUCCACCCGUAUGCCUCCAUACCCUUUGGGGUGGGAAAGCGCAGCUGCAUAGGGCGUCGCAUCGCCGAACUGGAGCUCUACCUCGCUCUUUCGAGGAUCCUCUUAGAGUUUGAUGUGAAGCCCGACCCAGAAGGGAUUUCCGUCAAACCCAAGACCAGAACGCUUCUGGUUCCUGAAAGUGUCAUUAGCCUCCAGUUUAUUGAACGAUGACCCACUCUCCUGAACUGGUCUGUUGCACGAACGAGAACGUUACUCUCUCGCCCUAGAGAGUGAUAACAGGUGGAGUUAUCGCAGGAAACGUGAGACUGUUGCACGCAGUAAGGGCGGACCUCCGACCUUUGUCACUGAAAAGGCCAAAGCCCUCCAUAUCUGUUACCUAGUGUGUCGAGGCUGCUGGUAAAGGAGGGCAGAUGAACGAAUGAUGAGCAGUGACAGUUCAUCACUGAGGAUUUCCACUGGUAUAACUCCAAAUGUAAUACUGUGGGGUGAUGUUUUUUUUAGAAGUAAAUCACCAUCAAGCUCUUAUUUGCACCUAAGCCAAGAGUCAUCCAGUGAUCUCCUUCAUUUUCAAAACCCAAAAUGCAAACUUUAUCCUUAAGUGAGCCAGGCCGUUGAAUUUGCACCAUUUCUGUAUUUGACACUGAUUUUUUAUUUUAAUGUAACCCCUUCAUAAAUCUGAGUUUACCUCUGAUGUUCUGCACUCUUAACGUAUGUGCCCUGGUCAUGCAAAUAUUUAAUACAAAGAGCGUUUCUGUAAGUAAGUCCGAGAUACACAGUAUGUUGUAUAUAUUUCAAAUAUUUCUAGAGACACAGACACAUGAACACUCUUCAGCUUGCAUUUAGCUGUUGUAGGAAUGUUGAGUUGACAUGAUGUAUUAAUCAAAGUGUUCUUCAUAAGGUGAUUAUGGUUAACUUUUAGUGACGGGUUCCUUUUAAAAAAAUGUUUUUAUAAAAACGGCAGCUAUUGAAAUGAUUCCCGUGUAGAAAUAUAUUAUGCUGUUUAAAAUCCCUAAAAGAGGCCUCUUUGCACUCAGGCAUUGUCUGUACUGUCUUUAACAUAUGCAACAAUUUAAGAGUGCAGCACAAUGCUACUUUAUCUGUCUUACAUUGUUUAUAAACCUACUAGUUUGAGUGUUACGCCACCAUUUUGUAAAUGUAAUACGUUUCAGUAACUGAAUUCUGUAUUUAUUCUAAUUUAACACAUUUUAGAACUGGUACUGUAAAUAUCAUUAAA